AUGAAGUUUAUGAAACUUGGUUCUCGUCCAGAUACCUUCUACACUACAGACUCAAUAAGGUCAAUUUCUUCGGAUGUUUCUAGUGACAUCGUAAUUCAAGUUAAAGAAACUCCAUAUCAUCUUCAUAAGUUUCCAUUGUUAUCAAAAUGUUUGCAUCUACAAAGAUUGUGUUCGGAGUCACUUGAUUCGCCGACGAAUCGUGAAAUAGUACAAUUACCCGAUUUUCCGGGUGGAGUUGAAGCGUUUGAACUCUGCGCGAAAUUCUGUUAUAGGAUUACAAUUACUAUAAGUCCUUACAACAUUGUAGCUGCAAGAUGUGCUGCGGAGUAUUUGCAAAUGACGGAAGACGCGGAUAAGGGUAACUUGAUCUAUAAGCUUGAGGUUUUCUUUAAUUCGUGCAUACUUUACGGUUGGAAAGAUUCGAUUGUGGCGCUACAAACUACGAAAGCGUUGCAUUUAUGGUCGGAGGAGUUGUCGAUUACGAAUAGAUGCAUUGGAGCUGUUUGUUCAAAGGUCUUAAGAAAGGUUUGCAAUGAUGAUGAUGUGUCUUGUAGUGGAGUAGAAAGUUCGAGAGAACAAUCGAUGAGAAAAAGAUGGUGGGGUGAAGAUUUAGCAGAGUUGAGCAUUGAUCUUUACUGGAGAAUCAUGAUUGCUUUAAAAUCUGAUGUGAGGAUGCCGCUAAAUCUCAUCAGUGAUGCUUUGAUAAUUUAUGCGUUUAGAUGGUUACCGAAAAUUGGCUCUGAUUCUGAUUCGGGAAGUGAAAUAGCUUCUUUGAAGAAAAGUUUGGUUUUGGAAUCGAUAGUGAAUUUGCUUCCGGGUGAAAAAGGCGCUGUUUCGUGUAGCUUUCUGAUUAAUCUAUUGAAAGUAGCGAAUGUUUUGAAUUCGUCUUCGUCUUCGAAGACGGAGUUAGUUAAAAGGGCGGGACUUCAGCUGGAGGAAGCAACAGUUAAUGAUUUUCUAUUGGUUGGUGAUGUGGAUCUGGUGAUGACAUUGUUGGAAGAGUUUAUGUUGCAAUUAGGUCAAAGUCCGCCGACUAGUCCUGUAAGAUCGAGGUUGGAAUUUGAUAAAAGGAGGUCACGUUCGGCUGAGGAUGUUGGUUUUGAAUUGCAAGAGAGUAGAAGAUCUUCAUCAGCAUCGCAUAGUUCAAAAUUGAAAGUGGCGAAGCUUGUUGAUAGGUAUCUUCAAGAGAUAGCUAAGGAUGUGAAUUUGCCUCUGGAGAAGUUCGUCAUUAUUGCUGAAGCUGUACCUGAGUUUGCAAGAUUUGAGCAUGAUGAUCUGUAUGGUGCAAUUGAUACUUACCUCAAGGCUCAUCCAGAACUCAACAAGACCGAACGGAAGAGAUUAUGCCGAGUUUUAGACUGCAAAAAACUCUCCAUGAAAACAUGUGCGCAUGCUGCACAGAACGACUUACUACCGCUAAGACUCGUUGUCCAGGUUCUCUUCUUUGAGCAAGCUAGAGCAUCAGCAUCAGACGGCAAACUAACCAAAAUGCCAAGUAACAUCAAAGCAUUACUCACUGCUUAUGGAAACGAUCCAUCGACACAUGCAGCACAAUUAAGCACAUCUACAAGCAUAAAAACCGAUGGUAAUUGGAAUGUUAAUUCAUUCAAGGCACCAAAAUCAACAAAGAACUCAUCAACUCUUAGGACGAAAAUAGCCGAGGAUGAUUUCGAGGAGAGUAACCAUGUGGUAUGCGAUGGAUUUGGAAGAAAUUCUAGAUUUAAAGGUUUUUGUUCUCAUCCUACCAAGCCUAAAAGAAUGUUUAGUAAGUUUUGGUCUACCAAUGGCAGCACAACUCAAAAGAAUUGA
Lathyrus sativus (Indian pea) is the source of this 1809-nucleotide messenger RNA. NCBI's taxonomy places the organism in Eukaryota, Viridiplantae, Streptophyta, Magnoliopsida, Fabales, Fabaceae. The record is from the annotation of a GenBank genome assembly.